This is a messenger RNA of Lithohypha guttulata, 2817 nucleotides long. It is a transcript of the gene pso2, whose product is annotated as DNA cross-link repair protein PSO2/SNM1. The record is from RefSeq and is a predicted model, not a curated record. The transcript is spliced from 2 exons. Bases 1 to 2817 code for a protein of 938 amino acids. Gene Ontology annotation, biological process: interstrand cross-link repair; double-strand break repair via nonhomologous end joining. Gene Ontology annotation, molecular function: 5'-3' DNA exonuclease activity; damaged DNA binding. Lineage: Eukaryota; Fungi; Ascomycota; Eurotiomycetes; Chaetothyriales; Trichomeriaceae.
AUGUUCCGCAAUCCUCGGGAAAAUGCUGCCUUGAGCAAUACAGAACAAGUCUUGCCUUCGACAGGCCGACCUCCCACGCCUCCAUCUGGUCGAUCUACCAGUACCCAGUCGCCAUUCUUCGCCGAUAAGCCAAAGACAGAUGUCAGAUCAAACUCGAACCCCGUCAGUCGUAUGCCAGUACUAGGUACAAUACCGCAGACGAAGAUCUCGACAGCGAAAAGAAAUGCAGCAAAGCAGAAUCAGAGCAUCUUGAGCUUCUUUGGCAAGGCGGAAAGAAAAGGUUCGUCAGCAGAAUCACCUUCGAAAGGUGCAGAUCUGUUCUUCGAAGAGACUACUCCACAUAAGCAGGAGACGACAAAACAGGAGUCGCAAGGCAGUAUCAAUUCACCAAGGUGGGAUAAUUGGUCUCAGGAUGAGAGUAGAUUCAACGAAAUCGAAAGUCCUCUUAAGAGGCGCAGGAUUGAUCAAGACACCUCGCCAAAUAGUCUGAUCCAUAGUCCUACCAUUCAGCCAGUAGGAGACUCGACUCAAGCAAAAGCGGCAGCAGAUAAAGAGGAUGUACAGCAGAAAAAGCAGUUUAAGCAAAGAGGUGGGUUUAUCGAUGAUUCAGAUGAUGACGAAGGUAGCAUUCCUGGUCUACAGAGGCUCGACGACGUUUCGCAAGAGCAGACCACUGAUCAGCUGCAAACUGAGGUAGACCAGGAAACACCACAAGAUUCAGGGGUGCCCCAACUGCAGAAACAGCCAAGCUAUAUUGAAGUGACUGAGGAAACCAAGGUUCCGUUGAAGCCUCCGGACGAAGAAGGAGCCGAGACCCCGGAACGACCGCAAUUGAAGAGACAAGGCACGAGCGGGUUCCAGGUUGAUGAGUUUGGACCGGAAGACUUUGACGAUGAAUUCUUCCCAGAAGGUGAAGAGUUCAUGGAACGGCAGUACAUGGAAGAGCAACUGGCAAUGGAGCGGGCUUUCGACGAUGACUCGAAGUCUGAAAGUGGGACAGAAGGUGCUACGACGCCAAGGCUACAGGCAGAUUCAGACGAGGUCGAGGAGGCAGACGCGGCAGUGGCAGCGUGUCCUAUAUGCAAUGGACUUAUGAAGGGCAUGUCAGAAACGGAAGCAUCUACUCACGUCAAUGCAUGUCUCGACGGCACUGCCAAACCACUUCCUCAGCCACCCACCACGAAUGGCGAUUCGACUGGUUCACCCAGCGUAGCUCCGCAACUAGGACAAAAACGUUUCCAACGAGCCGCGAUCGCGAGACCAGGUCAGGCAAAUCCACUUUCAGUCAAUGAAAAAGGCGACAAGCAGUCAGCGUUCAGCCAGCUUAUGUCAGGGCACGCUGAGGAUCGAGCCUGGGCUGAAGCAGCCGUCAACGAAGCACAAUCGCGAGGCAAGCAAGCCUAUCAGCGUACUUGCCCGUUUUACAAGAUCAUGCCUGGUCUGUACAUUUGUGUCGAUGCAUUUCGAUACGGCAAGGUGGAGGGCCAGAAUGCUUACUUUCUCAGUCACUUUCAUAGCGACCACUACAUCGGUCUCACCUCUCAGUGGUGUCACGGACCUAUCUACGCCAGCAAGGUCACCUGUAACCUCAUGGCGCAACAACUUCGGGUGAAUCCAAAAUGGCUGGUGCCACUCGAGUUUGAGAAAAAGGUCGAAGUCCCAAACACAAAAGGAGUACAUGUGACGAUGAUUCCAGCCAACCACUGCCCUGGCUCAUCCCUUUAUCUUUUCGAGAAAGUGAUAGGAAAGAAUAAAGACGGAUCUCCUAAGCUCAAUCGCAUCUUGCAUUGUGGUGAUUUUCGUGCUUGUCCGGCACACAUACACCAUCCGCAGCUCAGGCCAGACGUCUUAGAUGCUAUCUCAGGACAAACGAAGGAGCAAAAGAUUGAUACAUGCUAUUUGGACACGACAUACCUAACGCCGAAGUACUCCUUCCCAAGCCAAUCGGACGUUAUUGACGCCUGCGCCCAAAUGUGCAUUAGUCUUUCGAAAGAGAUCGUUGAUACGAACGAUUCAUGGGAACAAGUUAAGCUCGAACGGCAAGGAAGCACGAUGAAGAAAUUUCUCGAAGCAGGUGUCGAGCAGUCACCACCUCGAAUCAAGAAAGAGGCGGACGCAGAGGAAGAAGAUGUCAAGCCCAAAAAGCGAGGUCGAUUACUCGUCGUCGUAGGCACAUACAGCAUCGGCAAAGAACGCAUCUGUCUCGGUAUAGCACGUGCUCUCAAUACUAAGAUCUACUGCCCACCUCCCAAGAUGCGCAUAUGUCGAGCGCUCGAAGACCAGGAACUCAAUAGCCUGCUCACGAGCAACCCCACCGAAGCACAAGUACACAUGCAGAUGCUAAUGGAAAUCAGAGCCGAAACACUCCACGACUACCUCGUCGGCUUCCGAAGCCACUUCUCCCGCAUAGUCGGCUUCCGACCCACCGGCUGGAGUUACCGACCACCCAGCUCACGAAUGACAGACAACCCAGCCGUCAACACCGUUCUGCACUCGGAGAAUUGGAAGAGUCGCUUCACGAUGAAGGACCUGGUGCCUCAGCGUGGAUCGACGAGGGAAUCCAACUGCUUCGGCGUACCGUAUUCUGAACAUAGCAGUUUUCGCGAAUUGACGAUGUUUUGCUGUGCGUUGAGGAUUGGACGGGUCAUUCCCACGGUCAAUGUGGGCAGUGCGAAAAGUAGGGAGAAGAUGAAGGGGUGGAUUGAGAGGUGGGAUAUUGAGAAGAGGAAGAAUGGAUUGUUUACGGUGCCGGAGGAUAAUAUACAGGAGGGAUGGGGGAGUGGAGAUGGGAAGUUGAGAGUGGUCAAAGCCAUCUGA